UUUGGCAAUACUAAACUCGUGUCACGCAUGGGGUAUGUCCCGUGAAUAAAGUUUCUUAUGUAUGUAGUAUGUAUUGUUGUUACAUAUGUAUAGGAAAUUGAAAAAUAUUAAACAGGGAUUUCAGUUUACAUCGAGGAUACAUAAUGGCGCAUAGUCUAAACAAAUAAGUGCUUAUGUGUAAACAAAAUUGCAAGUUAUGAGUGAUGAUGGAUCAUAGCCGGACCAGGAGUCACGGCUGAUAAGCAUAUUAUGACGUUCUGGUUUUUGUAAGAACUUAUUAAAUAUUAAAUACGUAUAAAUUGUUUUCUUCUUCAAGUAGAUAUAAUCUUUUUUAUCUACGAAAAUCACAUUAAAUGUGGUGUGUUCAAGCUUUAAUUUGGGGAAUUCCUUUGUGUCAUCCUUCCAUCUUUGUUUUUAGUGUGUACUACAUAAAAUAAUUUUGGGAAAAGGUAGAACAAUUUGGGGCACUGAAUUUUAAAUACUCAAUGAAAGCGAAGUGGAAUCAAUAGGGGUUAAAGAUUGACAUUUGUGUUUGAACUUUUUUGCGUGAAAUUUUUCAUAUUUCCAAUGAAAUUCGUACUAGCAAUGUUAACCCCGUGAAGUAGGUUACGAUUGUAUUUUAUUGUCACAGGACGCAAUAAAAGUGGAAUCAAAACAUAUUUUCAAUGUUAUUAUAUAGUUUUCAUUUUGUCUUUUUAUUUAUUUAAAUGCAACUUUGGUAGAAUUUUGAAUAUGGCAUGGCUCAAUACUAUUUUCCAUCUGUAGCUAUAAUAAAAUGACAUUGACGUUAGGUUGCAUUUUGCAAAAUUACAGUUUGUGAGUCUGUGCGUUGUCAAGCAGAGGUCUUGCAAAUCUUUGUUAUUACGAAAAAUUACAUUAAAAUUGACAAUUACGAAUUAUAACGAAUAUUAUGUGCAUCUAUUCGACCUGAGAAGUAUUACUUAAUAAUGUGAGAUAACCCUUUUCGGCGUAAUCUUGCAUGUAAGACUGUAAGCGGAAAAAAUCAUGAAUAGGUUUUGUGGAUCAGAUUACAGUGCUUUAAAGACAAUAAUUUUAAUUGUUUCACGAGAAUUGAGGUGUUGUGUUCUUGUUUAACGAUUUAAUAGGUGUUCUGUGUAUUCCACUGCAUCAUGAUGGAAGCAUGCUGCUCCCGGUUCACGGCGGCCGAGGGAGGUGCCCGGCUGGCAGCCGCAGCGGCCACCAAGAACAUCCUUGCUGUGGAGUAUGCCAGCUUCAUACCAGUCCGGCUGCUAUACGAGAAGGCUUAUCAGAUAAGAGGAUCUUUUUCAACGGGUAGGAAGCGCUCCAUCUACAUAACUCGGGCCUCACGAGUGCAGGUCGUCGCCUUCGAGCUGAACAUCCUCACAGACCUGGCUGCGGUUGCUGCACAGCAUUAUGAUGAGGUGGAGGACUGGACCAAGGAGUUGGAGACCAAGGAGGUCCUUAUUGGCACAUCUUCGGUUGUGAAACGUGUUCUCGAAGAGGGUAUUUUAAACAUACCCAAUAUCAACAUUAUGAUCAUCGAUAGCUGCCACUUAAUAUACAAAGAUGAGGAUUUGCAAUAUAUAAUGAAACAAUACAAAUCCUGUCCACAAGAUCACCAACCACUGAUCUUAGCGCUCACCUACCCUCUAUUCACAACUAAGAAGCAAGGCAAAGAGGAUGACGACAUGGGCCGCUACGAGAACCUGGACGACUUCAGCAUGUACGAGAAGUUGGAGUGGAAGAUUGAAGAGUUGGAGUCGGAGCUGUGCUGCCAGAUGGACCUGGCCGAGGAUAUUGAUGGGGGGAAACGGAUGUCGGCUUCGGCGACGAAACCUCGCGAGUUGGUGAUAGAGUACGGCUCCAGACCCUCGGAUGAUGAGCUGCCUCCACUCUAUAAGGCUUUGGAGCAGUUCAUGAGGGAUUGUGUUCAUGAAGCGAUGGAGUUUAUUAAUGAUCAUAGACACGAUCCCACUGAGAUCUAUGGUGAGGAACUCUACGAAGAGUUUAUGAACAUACCGGACCCUACCAUAGACCCGAAACAGAUCUUCAAGCAGUUUAUAUAUGUUCUGGAUCAGUUAGGACCCUACGCGGCAGAUAAAGCAGCAUUCACACUACUCAUGAAACUGGAAAAACUGAAAAUUAAAAUCCCAUACGAGAGACACUUUCUACUUCUCUGUCUAUGUACAACGGUCUUUAUAAAGAUACGAUGUUAUUCAGACUAUCUGUUCUCACAAUACGAAGAUGAAUGGGAAAAAAUAAAGACGUUUUCGUCAAAAAAGGUUUUAAGAUUAGCAGAAAUACUCGAAAAGUUCCAACCCCCAGAAAUAAAGGAUAUUAAAUUGAGGAAGGAUAGUACAAAUAUCCCGGAUACUAGGGAUACUGCGAGUAAAACCAAGAAAAUGCUUAACGAUAUUGAAGAAUGUGAUUUUAAUUCACUCGGUAAUAAAAUUGAGGAUAAAGUUAAUGCUCUCGUUUGUAAUUUAAAAGAAAUAUACGACUAUCCUAGUGAGGAUAUUAAACCGGAUACUCCGAAUGAGAAUGAUAGUCAGAAAACCGAGAUUAAUACUGAUAUUCAAUCUAAAUUAAAUGAACGUGAUACUCAGAACGAGAAUACUCUGAAAAUGAAACCGGAUACUCCAAUGACCGAUUCAAGUAAAUCGGAUACUAAAAUAUCUACAGAAGAUGAUGAAAACAUUGAAACUAUAACUACAUAUGGUGAUACGACAUCUGAUACAGGCAUAAGUGGAUGUGAUAGUGGCUUAAACAAGCCGGAUACUAGUAUGAAUCGGCCGGAUACUCGAAUAAACAAGCCGGAUAGUGCUAACAAUAGGCCGGAUAGUAUCUUAAACUCACAGGAUAGUUCAAAUAGUCCAGAUAUUGUUGGAAAUGUCAAAGGAAAUGAAUUAAUCCCUGCUAGAGGCCUAUUAGGGUUCACUAGGAGAACAGGGCACAGGUUGAGAGGCAGGACUAGGCUGCAAAGGAACAACGCGGCGAGGGUUCUGCAGAUGCAACAGAACCCCGACGCGUUGUGCGGCAUUGUGUAUAUGAAGGAGGCUUUGAUAGCGAAGAUUAUGUUCAUGGUGAUCGUGGACAUGAGUCGAUGUAAUCCUCGUCUGUCGUACCUGUGCGCUCAGUACUGCGCGACGGAAACCCCAGCGGACCCGGGUUCGGAACCCCGCGAGUGUCAACGGCAGGGCAAGAAGCAAGAAGAAGUACUAAAGAAGUUCCGCAUGCACGAAUGCAACCUAUUACUAGCCACGUCGGCUCUAGAAGAGGGUAUAGACCUGCCUCGCUGUAAUCUGGUCUUAAGAUGGGAUGUGCCAGCCUCCUACCGUUCGUACGGUCUCUGCCGCGGCCGCGCGCGCGCCUCCCGCGCCACGGCCGCGCUCCUGUGCAGCGACAACAGCGAGAGUACAGCCGUCUUGUUGCAACAUGUCGCCAUAUAUAAGGAGCUGGAUCAGAUCAUAAGUCGUAAAUGCGGCUGUGGCAUACAAGAUGAACCGCCACAAUCAGAGGAAGAACACGCGGACACCUUCACAGGCUUCAUCAAACCGUACACACCGAAUGACGUCACACAAAAAGAUAAAGUCGAAAAGAAAGGAAAGGGUUCAAUCGCUGAACGUAUCGAAGAGGCUUUUAAAGUUAAAGAUAGGAUAAAUGAAGUUGAAAAAGAUAAAGAUAUAUCGAAAGAUACAGAUUUGGAUUUGAUAAAGAAUGUUGCUGAAGAUAAAGAUGAUUAUACGGUAAAAGAUAAAGAUAUAUUAGAUUUAAAAGGUAAACCAAUAUCCAAUGUUGUAAAGAAUGGAUAUUUUGAUGAAAUUGGAUCUAAAAGUACUGAUUUGAAUACAGAUGAUAAUUUCAUCACUUUAAUUGAUAAAACAGCUGAUUUAAAUAUUAAUAAUGAAAUACAGAACAGUGAAACAGGAGAAAUAGAAGUCAAAAUUGAACAAAGAGAGCAAAUUCAAGAAAAUAAUGAAAAACGACCAGAAUCGGAUUCGAAAAUGGAACUACCGAAUUCAAAUUCGAAAGUCGAAAAUCCAGAUUCGAAUAACAAAGAACCAGUGUUGCCAGUUAACGAAAUAAAUCGUGAAGAGAUUCUAUCUAAAGUUUAUUGUAAUAAGUGUUACAAUGUUAAAAUUAAUGGUGUAUGUUUGUGUGUCAAUGUGACAUUGUAUUACACUUUAUUAGCUAAAAGUAAUAAUAAAAUUGUGAAGAGUGAUAGCAAAAAGAGUGUGAGUGAUGAUGGUGUUGCCAGCGUUGAUUUGAGUACGGCGAUCGCGUUGAUUAAUAGGUACUGCGGCAAGUUACCGUCGGACACUUUCACUCGUCUCGCCCCCCAGUGGUGGAUGGAGGAGGUCCAGCUCCCACUCCCGGGGUCCGAGGAGACCAGGCCAGGGUAUAUCUGUACUUUGAGAUUGCCGUUGAACUGCCCUGUGAAGUAUAAUAUAGUUGGUCACCCGAUGCCCACGAAAGUCUUAGCGAGGAGGAUGGUAGCCCUCCAGGCUUGCAGAAUACUUCAUAAGUCUGGGGAACUUGACAACCAACUGAUGCCCAUAGGUAAAGAGAACUUUAAAGCCGUGGAACUAGAAGGUACUAAUAGUGUCGGCGCGUACAACAGCGAAUCGACUGAUAUGAACGACCCGGCUCGUCCAGGGACAACUAAACGAAGGCAGUAUUAUUAUAAGAGGACGGCAUGGGCAUUCACUGACUGUCAACCAGUUAUCGAUACAAGCGAUUCUGAGAUAGAUCCACCUUCUCAUGAUGGACAGCCUAAGGCCAGUCCCAUUCAAGAACCAACCCCACCGAAGAUAACACCAGGCAAAAAACGCAACAUGCUUUACGCAAUAGUGUCCAAGCUAUGGUGCGCGUUACCAGAGAGGUACAACACUAGAGGCCGUCGGCUACACGCGCCACAACACGCGAACCAGGCCAUAGGCAUACUCAUGGCUAGACACGAACCAGACAGCCUGCAGAUCCCGUCGUUCCCUGUGUACACGCGCUCGGGCGAGGUCCGCGUGUGCGUGGAGCACGUCCCCGGCGCGGACGUGCGCCUGUCGCCCGCCAGGGGGCGCCUGAUUAGACGGUUCAUGAAAUUCGUCUUCGCCGAAGUUUUGCGUGUCCGUCGACGAGGCAUGAAACUUCAGAGUGAGGGAUCGACCCACAACAACUAUUAUAUAGUGCCGACUAAUAAAACGACCCUACCCGACGGUACAACGAAAAUCGACAUAGAUUGGGCUUUCCUAGAACUCAUAUACCAACACACAGAAAACAAGAAAUUAACCGACAUAGAGAAACCGGUCUUCUGGCAGCCAGAGGAAGAGUUGCAGAACGGAAGGAGAAGGAGAAAGAAGAAGAUGAUGAAUCCACUUCUAGAAGGAGACGAGUCGUUUGUCUUCGAUGCUGAGAAGUAUAAAGAGGCGGUUGUCACGCCGUGGUACAGGAAUCAGGAUCAGCCGCAGUUUUUCCUGGUCGCGGAGAUAUGUUGGAACCUGUCCCCGGACUCGUCGUUCCCCUCGGCGUCGCACCAGUCGUUCCGGGACUAUUACAACAGCAAAUACGGAGUGACCCUCACUCAGAGAGACCAGCCCUUGUUGGAUGUGGACCAUACUAGUGCUAGACUCAACCUGCUGACACCCAGAUACGUGAACCGCAAAGGCGUUGCUUUACCCGUGUCGUCUGAACGCACUCGCCGCGCCAAACGCGACCGCCUCGAUCAGAAGCAGAUCUUAGUCCCGGAGUUGUGUCGCGUGCACCCGUUCGCCGCGCCGCUGUGGUUCGCGACCGUGGCCCUGCCGUGUGUACUGUACAGAAUAAACGCACUACUCAUAGCCGAUGAGAUUCGCCGCGCAGUAGCCAUCGACGUCGGUCUCGGUAUACCGAAGAUUAACGAGAAGACCAUGCCAGGGUUCCAGUGGCCAGCCCUAGACUUCGGUUGGAGUCUGGCUGAGGUAUUAAACGCAGACUCGGAAAAGAAUGAAAGGAAGAAAGAAGAAGAACUUAAGAGGGAACAGAAGGAGAAAGAGCUAAGGGAAAAAGAACGUCUGGAAAAAGAAGAACAGGAGAGAAUAGAACAAGAAAAGAAGAACGAAGAAGUAAAAGAGAAGACUAUCAACGAUAUAUUACAAGAGAAGUUGGAUGCUGAGGGUUUCGAGAUAGGCACAUGGAGUAACGACAUGGCUUCGGAAAUACCCGAGACGGAGUUCGAUGAGAUGUUGGAACCUUUGCCGCCAAACUUCACCUUCUGUACUUCCGCUUCCGGCGGUACAAGUUGGGCGGAUCCGGUGUCGAAGCCCAAGUUUACGAACCAGUUCAAUCCGACGAGGGAUUUCUCGAUGGCGGACAGCGAUGAUUCAUAUAUGUCUAGUGAUCUAGACUCAGACGACACGGAUCUAGACUAUGAUGGCAGCGAUGAAGACACAGACACCACUGGGUUCUCGAGCAGUAAGAACACUAAUGCCGCCAUGGGUGUCCGUAUAGAGUACAAGACGGCUCACGAGGCGGAGGCUGUCGAUGUUGAACGAUGUAAGAAGGUGAAGCCCGCGCCCGCGCCCGACGACGAGGACGACGCGCGCGACAGGGACACACACGAUGUACUCAUUAGACAGGGUACUGCGCCUAAACAGUUCAUAGACAAAUUCCACGAAUCGGUAUCGAAGCACAAACAAGAAAUCAUAGACAAGAGAGACUUGAUAACACAAGAACAAACAAUAGCAAACAUUCUGCCAGAGACAAAGGAUACCACAGACAAAGCAACAAAAACUAACAUCAACGAGAAAAACGCUAUCAACCUACUAUUCCCAUACGGCAACACCGAACUAAAAAUCAAAAACGGACAAAUUGACCUCGAAAGCAUAGAGAAGAACAAAAGAGUGAUGUUAUCGAAAAUCAAAGAGAAAAUGCCAAAAGAGGAAUUAAAAAAACUAAACUGUUUCUCUAUGAACGAUGUAAAUAUUGAUGCUAAAGAUUACGUUAACGAGAAAAUUGUUAACGUAGGCUUCGAUAAAAGAGAGGCCUAUGAAAAGCUGUGUGCGAGGACAGAGGCCUUUGUGCCUUAUUAUGAAGAGGGUAGGAAGGGCAAAGGGUUCGAUUUUGACUACCAGCCUAAGUUAGAAGGACAUCCUGGACCAAGCCCUAGUGUUAUUCUACAGGCUCUAACAAUGUCUAACGCUAACGACGGCAUCAAUUUAGAACGAUUAGAGACGAUUGGAGACAGUUUCUUAAAGUUCGCCAUCACGGCGUACCUGUACUGCGCGCAGCCCACCGUGCACGAGGGGAAACUCAGUCAUAUGAGGAGCAAGCAGGUAUCGAACCUCAACCUAUACCGGUUGGGUCGCAACAAGCGUCUCGGCGCUCGUAUGAUCGCCUCGAAGUUUGAGCCUCACGACAAUUGGCUCCCACCCUGUCACAAACCACCUCCGACUUUACAUCCAAGACUGAACGGUGACGGCGUCGAUAUUAUGCAACAUUUAGAGACUCCGCUCGACUCCGCCGGUUGUUUCAUACCUUAUAAUUUGAUAACACAACAUAGUAUACCUGAUAAGUCCAUAGCGGAUUGCGUGGAAGCACUAAUAGGAGCGUAUCUAUUAGAGUGCGGACCACGAGGAGCGUUGCUAUUCAUGUCCUGGCUUGGUAUCCGAGUGUUGCCAUGCCAUCACGUCGAGUUGCCAGCCGACCAUCCGUAUGUGACGAGGCAGGAGAAGAAAAAGAUGGCGCCGCAGAAACCACCACCGCCUCCGACACCGAAGCGCAACCGCAGCACCUCCUCAUCAUCAGACUGUUCCUCCUCCGACGAGUGCCCUCUGCAGCAGCAGGAGGUGUUCCCUGAGGAGGACUGGUCCUGGCCGGGGAGAGCUGUGGGGUCGCUACAGCCUUAUAAGGAUGAUAGGGGGAGAUGGAUGCAGCCUAUAUUUGGUGAACUGAAGGCCCCUCCGUCGCCUCUCUUGAGGUACAUACAAGACCCGGAAGGGGAGCUAGAACAAAUGCUAUCAGGUUACGAUGCACUAGAACGCACUUUACAAUAUCGUUUUAAAGAUCGUUCGCUCUUGCUACAAGCAUUGACUCACGCCUCGCAUCAUAGCAAUCGUUUGACCGAUUGCUAUCAAAGAUUGGAGUUCCUAGGAGACGCCAUAUUAGAUUAUCUGAUUACGCGACAUCUAUACGAAGACCCCCGGCGUCACUCGCCGGGCGCCCUCACAGACCUCCGUUCAGCAUUAGUUAAUAAUACUAUCUUCGCGACAUUGGCUGCGAGACAUGGGUUUCAUAAGUACUUCCGGCAUAUGUCGCCGGGUUUAAACGAGGUUCUCACGAAAUACGUUAAAAUACAAGAAGAGAAUGGACACUCUAUUAGUGAAGAGCACUAUUUGAUACAAGAAGACGAGAUGGAACAGGCUGAGGAUGUUGAAGUACCCAAAGCUCUGGGAGACCUGUUCGAGUCGGUCGCAGGAGCCAUCUUCCUAGAUUCAGGAAUGUCUCUGGGGGCAGUCUGGAGAUCGUACGUGUCUCUAAUGGGGGCUGAGCUAGAAGCCUUCAGCGCGGCCGCCCCCAAGUCCCCGGUACGGGAGCUUCUAGAAGCUGAACCGGAUACGGCGACAUUCGGUAAACCGGAGCGUCUGGCGGACGGUCGCCGCGUGCGCGUGUGCGUGGAAGUGUUCGGGCGCGGCACGUUCAAGGGCGUCGGCCGCAACUACCGCAUCGCCAAGGGGACCGCCGCCCGCUGCGCGCUCAGGCAUCUGCGGGGGCUGCGCAGGUAGGCCCGGGACAUGGUCCUAGACCACUCUACUGGGUAGCUACAGUGUCAUCACAUGGACAAACGGAUAGCUGAGACAGAAUAAUGGCUAUGGGAUCCUAAAAAUGACAAGAAAUGCCACCGUCAUUAUCGUAGACAAUUUUACUGGCUAGCUACAGACGUGUAACAUGGACAGGCAUAUAAUUAAGACAUAGUAAUGGCUAUAAUAAUCUUAUAAAUGCUAUCAUCAUCGUCCUGGCCUUUUCCCAACUAUGUUGGGGCCAGUGUUUUACAAGGAGCGACUGCCUAUCUCACCUCCUCAACCCAGUUACCUGGGCAACACGAUACCCCUUCGUUCGACUGGUUGUCAGACUUGCCAGCUUCUCAAACCCGUGCAAUAGUCAGAGAUGUAUGAAUAACAGCCGAGACCCACAAUGUAAUGUAACGUUAUAUUGUGGGUGUAAAAAAUUCAGCUUAACUUCGAUCAACUUGUGCGAUUAAACCGUUGUUAAUGAGCUUGCUAAAGAUAAGUAAGAAUGCUGAAAAGAUUUAGGUAGCAGUGGUUUAAAUGAAAAGUUAAGUUAACUGUGGUUUUCGCUUUAAAAAGUUAACUAAAAUUUGUUUUGACUCGUGAAAGAUAUCUAACUUAGGUUUAACAAAAAUAAGGGUUACUUUAGACGAGUUUAAAAAACUUACAGUUGACUUAACUCUGGUUUAACAGACCUCAAUGAUUAUUAAAUGAUGUAAAGGUUUACUCACGCGUAUUUAUCGGGGUAACGAACGUCCCGCGAUCCCGCCGCGUCAGCUCAUCAUUAAGGACCCCGGUUGGGUCCGGAAUUAGUCGGGCGGUCCAGAUAAAUACGCGUGAGUAAACCGUUACAUCAUUUAAUAAUGAAUCAGUCUCACGAUAGUUAUUAUAAAAAGACCUCAAUGAUAGUAAGAUCUUGUUCUUAGACAGUUAAGUCAAUGACUUCCAAUUUAAACUAAGCCAAUGUUAACACGUCUUAGUUAAUCCUUUGGAAAUAUAUAAGUAUGUUUAUCAGUUGUCUAGUACUCAUAAUACAAGCUUUGCUUAGUUUGAGACUAGAUGGCGUUGUGUGAAAGCUGUGGAAUUACUUACUCUAAAUGUAUAUUAAGGGCCGAUUUUUCAAUCAUCACUUAACUUCUAUCUGAGGAAUAUAUAUGGCCGUUUGACAUAUUUUCUA
Trichoplusia ni (cabbage looper) is the source of this 9915-nucleotide messenger RNA. RefSeq names its product endoribonuclease Dcr-1-like (gene Dcr-1). NCBI's taxonomy places the organism in Eukaryota, Metazoa, Arthropoda, Insecta, Lepidoptera, Noctuidae. The transcript is spliced from 43 exons. Gene Ontology annotation, cellular component: RISC complex; nucleus; cytoplasm. Gene Ontology annotation, biological process: apoptotic DNA fragmentation; pre-miRNA processing; siRNA processing. Gene Ontology annotation, molecular function: deoxyribonuclease I activity; RNA binding; protein binding. The record is from RefSeq and is a predicted model, not a curated record. Bases 1131 to 8735 code for a protein of 2534 amino acids.